Molecule: messenger RNA, 408 nt
Organism: Scutellospora calospora
Lineage: Eukaryota; Fungi; Glomeromycota; Glomeromycetes; Diversisporales; Gigasporaceae
Source: the annotation of a GenBank genome assembly
CUUGAUAUGGUGGAAAGUGAACUCGUACUUGCCGAAGUUUCACGAUUACUCCCUCAACAAGACAAAGAAAUUAUAGACUGGAAGAAAUUGGUACGUAUUUGCAAAGAUUGUUUUGAUGAGCGAUAUAAUUUUUUCUUUGAUAGGAGGGACGAUACCACCGAUACGGCUAGAUCGUUAAAUAUCGAGCUAGGGAAAGUUUCCGUUUUAGGUAUCCAAGUAAUACGAGAUCGUGUGACUAUCAUUGAAGAAUUUUUAAAGAAUGCUCUUAAAUUGAGAUCCGUGGUUGAAAAAACUAUCGCAAUAGCGGUGGGUGUGAAAGAUGAAAUUAAUCUUUUGCCAGUAAUCGAAGAUCGGACCCCGUCAUCAUCAAUGAUGUCGACUACAUAUUCUCCACCAAGAAGUUAUUAG